Molecule: messenger RNA, 7679 nt
Organism: Homarus americanus (American lobster)
Lineage: Eukaryota; Metazoa; Arthropoda; Malacostraca; Decapoda; Nephropidae
Product: transmembrane protein 39A-like
Exons: 11
Coding region: 111-1490 (459 amino acids)
Cellular component (GO): membrane
Source: RefSeq, a predicted model, not a curated record
UAAACGACCACAAGUGAGGUAGUUAUUCCUUCAGUCCCUGUUAAUUAAAUUUGUUUGUGGCUUAACUACCUCUAUUGACGCGCGUGUGUGCGAGAGUGACGAAAGCGGCGAUGGCAGGAGGGCGACGCAAUCCUUCCCGUGUUCCACCACCCAAACCUGUAGCACUGCUGGACCAUGACUUGAAGAGGCUCGGACAUGCAGAAGAUGGACCGCCCCUGAUGCCCAUAACACCUCCUAAGCACAUGACCAUACCGGAUAUUCCCCGCAUCUCGGAGCUGGGGUUUGAGACGCUGAUGCUGGUGUUUAGCCUCAUGUCCUUGGCUCUCCAGUACCUCAACAUCUACCGCACUGUCUUCUGGCUGCCUCAUUCUCACACCAAAUAUGCUAUGAACCUGUACCUGAUAGAUGGAAGUGUAGUGUGGUUUAUCGUGGUGACACUGACCCGGAGGUGGGGGUGGAGCAUCCUCAAGCUGGUGAUCACACGCUGCCUUCACCAGUCUCUGUGGAAGUCAGCUCUCUCUAUCGCACGUGUGGUGUUUGUGUGCAUCAUUGCAGCACUUCUUGGCUUUUGUCUCUACACAAUCAGCGACGCUCUUACCUACAUCAAGAUUUUGGCUCUUGGAUACCCGCUUGUAUUUUAUGUCUUCAUAUUUGACAUGGAGAUCACAUCAUUCCUAGAAGUUAUUCCAGUCCCUUUACAUUACAAGGAGGAAGGAACCAAGGCCAGACAAGUGAGAAGUAUGAAUAUGUGGAAAGAUGGAUGGUUGCCUCAGGAAACAUACACAGCUGUGCCGCGUCUCAUUCAGCACGCUUGCUUGAACAGCGCUGAGGGAGUACGCGGAGAGGUGGAAUUCCUGACUAACGACUGCAACAAGCGCAUGGCACAAGUCAUGUACCAGACCAUCGUCAUCGUUUACUACACCACGCUCAUUCCGUGCUUCUUUGUCCCGAGUCCAUUGUACUAUGAUGUGCCGUGGGUGUCAUUUCACAUACUAUUUGUGACAACUACGUGCUUCAUGUGGCACCUCCUCUAUUGUUACCCUGCAAGAUACUGUGAUAUUCUCCACCGAGCGUCGAUGCACCUCGGGGGAUGGGCUCGGGUUGAAGGUCGGUCAGCUCAUGCUCCUUACAACCCUUGGUCCAAUUCUGUGUUGUGGCCGCAGGGAGCUUUGGUCAAACACAAUCGGGAGCUGUACCGAGCGGAGGGCAUCACCAACGCUGCUGAGCCCGGCAACACUACACAUGCCAGACUAUAUGCGAUCUUCUGUGACCCUUCCCGGCCAGUGUUGGUGCUGGUAUGGGUGUGUGUCUGCUGUGUCCUGCUACACUUAGUAUUGCUGGCCUCCUUACACCAAUGGCAUCAGUUACUGGCCACGGCACUGGUCCUGUCGGCAUCGUACGCGGCACUCUACUACCUCUUAAGAGACUAUUUGGUUCUCAGAAAAGUUUAUCAGCAAGAGCAACAGCUACAAGAGAGAGUUGUCAAUUAAAUUAUGCUCGUAAUAUGUAGACUUAUAAUAAAUACGAUAAUCUUGGAUAUAUAAUAAUUUCCAGGAAACGGCGUGUGAUAUAUCGCGUUCGUGAGACAUUCCACGUGAAUAGUGACGUCAGUGAAAUGUAUGUGACGUGUAUGCAAGUGUUAGAAAUUGAUGAUGGACAUGUCACGGUAAAGACAUGAAGAAAGGUUUAGUUUAAAUUUCAUGUUCAAAAUGAAAUCAAACACACACAGGUUCUGAAAAAAAUUGUUUCAGAAAAAAGUGAGUCGUGAGCAAAUUACUACUGUUUUCUUCCACCUGUUGGGAGUAUGUUGAAGCAGUAACUUGUUAUCAGUACUGUCUAGGCAGGAGAAUUUUCAUAUAGGUACUUUAUUGUAUUUCUGUUUUUAUUUCUGAGGUACAAUUUUGUGGCUUCUUUUGACACACAAGGAAAAAGCUCUCUCAGGGGUGAGUUGGUUCUUUAUUUAAGUGAAUUUAUUCAUCAUGGUGGUACAGCUGUAAUGUGAGUAUCUCUCUCACCACUGUGUCAAGGGUUCAAGUCCUGCUUGUCCCGGACACAUGUGGGAAGGGUGUUAUCCAGUGCGACCCUACCAAACAUCACAGGUUUCCUCCGGGCACUCUGGUGUCCUUCUGUACUAGCACUGGAUGGAACCAACUACCUGAACAGCUAGUAAACUGGUAAGUGGUGAAAUGAUAAAUGAAUGAUUUGUGGUACAAGCCAGCAUGGUCACAGUGAGGUAAUUCUGUACAACCCUGAUAAAAGACGAAUCAUUUAAGAAAUGAUGUUAUAUGACACCAGUUCUUAGAGUACAGUACAGUAUUUGUAUUUAUAUUUGUAGUCUCCCCAAUUGUUUUCUGUAUUGAUAUAAGCAGUUUUAUUUGAAGACAAGGCAAUGAAUUAAGUAAAUAUUACAGUAUUUUUGCAAAUAAAUCACUGUAGUUGCAUGUGGUCCAUGUAUAUGCUGAUAACCACAUCUGAAAAAAGAAAACACCAAGUUCCCAAGUACUUUCAUCUAUUUCACAUCCUUAGGGGUGAGUACAGACUGAGGUGGAGAUAGUGCAAGACAAUACAUAAUGUCAGAAUAUAUUUUAACAUUUUCAUAAUGUUCUUAAGAAUUUGAACCUUGUUAAUGAAAAGAAACAACUAAGAAUAAAACUUGACGAGGAAGCUGCCUUUGGACAAUCUCUAGGUCUUAUCUCACAGGAAGUGGCUACAGAUUAUAUCAGUUAGUGUUUGUUGUUAUGGUUUGUUAUUUUGUACACCAGGUCUGCUUACCCACCACUGUUAGUGAUGAAUUCAGAGCCGAGUCAAAGUGUAUUCAUCGCUUAAUUAUUAAUACAGUACAGUAUUUUGCCAGGUAUUAUUCUGAACACUGUACAGAAUCCCACUAAUUCUUUACAUUAAAUUUAAUUGGGAUUAUUACAGAAUAGAAACAUAAUUAGAGAUGUUCUAGAAACUUUAAAAGUGAUAAAUUAUAUGAAACUAAACAAAAAGAAUUACACAAUAAUAUACAGUGUACAGUAUUAGCUUACAAAAUGAUUAGAAAUACUGUAUAUAGCUAAGAACUCUAUAAUGCUGCCCAGUGAAGGUUUCAAUUGUGAUGAUGGUCUGAAGGUUGAAGUAACUGUCUCAUCAACAACAUAUAUACUGCUUGCAUCAAUAUGAUUUGAAAAUUAUACUGUACAUUCACGGUCAUAAGUUCUGUCGCUUCUGCCGAUUCACGAACCCCGAGAUUCAUGAACCCUAAGCAUUUAUGGACAGUAUAAUGCAUCAUUGCUUACUGCUUCGGGUUCACGAGUCUGGAUCUUAGGGUUCAUGAGUCUGAAUAUCUGGGUUCGUGGAGUACAAGAAGAUACGACUGGAUUCUUGACCGUGCCUGUACAAAUUCUAUUCACAAAUCCAAAAUUAUCUAAGAAGAAUGCUAUAAAUGCCCUGUGUCCCUCUGUUAGCACUGACAUGUUAGAUUACAAAGCUAGAGAAAUUAUAUUUCACUUGAGUUAGCUGGUAUGGUAUAAAUCAAGGUGUAAGGCUGGGGAAAAAUGGAUUCCUGGAUGUAUGAUUUUUGUAUUUGUUUUUUAUGAGACUGAGGAACUUGUGUUAUCAGAGAGAGAACUUCAUUUAACUUAUGGGAGAUAUUGUUUUCUUGUUAUUGCCUCUAGUAUUGUGCGCCAUCUUGUUUUAAAGGUUUAUUUAGUAGUAUCCUGAAGUGCACAAUCAGUGUUCUAUGGACCUCAGUGUGGGUAAGACCUCCACUUCUCCUCCUCCUCCUUCCCUUCCUCCUUCCAUGAAGUUUUUAAUCUAAGUGUGUCUGUCUUUCCUCACUUCUUAACAUAAAAGAUUUAUUUAUUUUUUCAAUAGUGUGUUAGUUAUAUUAUUUCUGUAAUUAGGUUGUUAGUAAGUAGAUGCAUUUUAUUGCAUAUUUACAUUAUCUUAUUUUUUUAUAAUGCCAGUAUAUAUUAUAUAUAUACAGUAUAUGAACACUAAUAUAUACCGGUAUAUACAUUGUAUGUUUGAUCCAUAUAAACUUCUAAGUUUUCUCCUGUAUGACGUCCUCCCUCAAGAGAAAAUAACUGUCAGUUACCCCCCCCAAUACAGGACCCCACAUUAGAACACUGACAGUGCAUAUCACCUUUUUAUAUACAUGAUAGAAAUCAGUUAAUAUACCUGCCUUGUACACAUGCUCCAUGAAAUAUCUUUACUGAGGGACCCGAUGAAUUUUAAAAUGUACAUUGCGACUUCUGUUCUUUCGGUAGUGUUGUCAAAAUCCUUCGUCCGUUGUGUCACAUCGGCUCACACAAAAAGGGUAAAGAUAUUUAUUUGGAGGAGUGUACAUCCCAGGCUGACUCUUAACUAGUCUUGUUUGUUUAGUGCUUUUAUGCCCGACUGGAGAUGAUGGUCUACUUAGCUCCCCAAGAUUACUUUUGUGUACACUGUGACAGGUUGAGAAUUAUGGCUUAGCUUAGGGUGAGGAUUAUGGCUUGACAGGUUGAGAAUUAUGGCUUAGCUUAGGGUGAGGAUUAUGGCUUGACAGGUUGAGAAUUAUGGCUUGGCUUAGGGUGAGGAUUAUGGCUUGACAGGUUGAGAAUUAUGGCUUAGCUUAGGGUGAGGAUUAUGGCUUGACAGGUUGAGAAUUAUGGCUUGGCAGGUUGAGAAUUAUGCCUUGACAGGUUGAUAAUUUUGGCUUGGCUUAGGGUGAGGAUUAUGGCUUGGUGACUUUUAUUAAGGUUAACGUACGGUAUAUUCAAGUUAGAUAUAGUAGUAUGACAUUGCAGACAAAAUUAUGAAAUACUUUGAUGUCUGAUACAGAGACAACAUCACACCAAACAACCUUGAUAUUGGUGUAUGACAGCCUCGUGUAGGUUUAAAAUCUGCGUAAAUAAACCUGAUUUAUGUUUAGUUUGAAGAUUGAUUAUAUUUUAGAGAUUAAAUCAUAUCAGUUUUAUUUAAAUUCAAAACUAUUUGUAUCUCAGUCAUUAUAUGUAUACUGUAUGUAUAUUUGUAGUUAAUUAUUACGUUUUUGUAUUUAUUUUGGUAUUGAUUAUAUUGUGUAAUCUAACAUGGCCUCAGAUUCAUAGCUUUGGUUGUGAGCUUUGUUGGUACUGUACAGUUUAGUAAAGCACAAAGUUUGACCAAGACAUAAUGAUGAUAAAGCUUUAUAUAUUUUGAAGAGUUUAUUUACGGUACAUGUUUGUGUUGUUGACAUUCACGUACAUAAAAUGGCAUCAGCUUUUUCUUUUAUUUAAUUUUUUUUCAUUUAUUCUCAGUAUAUGUUUUGGACAAUCACGUGAAAUAUAUUUGGAGAGGAAUGCUGAAGAGUUUGAGUGGUUGGUUAGGAUAAGAUACUUCUCUAUUUAUUUCUAACAAGUUGAAUAUUAGGAAGACUAUAUGCAUUUAGAAAUAUGUUAUACUGUAAUUUAUGUGUGAAUUUUUUAAGUUAAUGUCUAUAUUUUUAUAUGGAUUAUUAACCUCUUGUGUAUGGAGGUCUCUCUGUGCUGAAUAAGGGUUCAGUAACAAUGGACACUUUAGAAUCAUUGAGUAUUUGAGUAACAUCAAAAGAGAAAGUACUGGUGACCUUGUUUUACACUUACACUCUAGUUUGAUCAUUAAGUUGGUCUGUUCCCAGAUAGGAUGUGCUUAGUUGUAUGAUGUGGCUUCUUAUUAAUUGUAUUUUGCAGUAGAUUUGCUCCACGAGGUUUCAGAUGAUAGAUUUGUUCCACAUAGGUAUCAGACAGUAGAUUUGCUCCACACUAAAGUUUCAGAUGGUAGAUUGGCUCCACUUAAGAAGUUUCAGAUGAUAGAUUGGCUCCACACAAGAGGUUUCAGAUGGUGAAGUUACCAAGUCUCAAAUUGUGUCGUAUAAGAUAAGGUGUUAUGGGUGUUCAUCUUAAAGAAUAAGAUAGAGUACAGUAUAUUGGUUCAAUGAGUUAUGCUUCAGAGGAUACUGUACAAUAUUAUAUAAUUUACAGGUUACUUCAAGGAAAGGUUACACUUAAUAUUUUUUGCCGGUGUGCUGUUACGAAAAAUAGGAAACCAGUGCUUUUUUACCCUAAUAUAAUUUUUAUUUGACGUAGGAUGAGUAUUAAUUUACUGUUUUCAUGGAAAUAUGAUAUAAAUAUUUACUGUCUCAACUAUACAUUUUUUUUUAUAGAGUUAGAUUUAGAAAGAAACCAAAGAUUUUUUUUCUUCUAUUACUUACUCAUAAUUACUGUAAUAUGGUAGUUAACUCACUCACUCACUCAUAGCUGCUAUGAAUAUAUAUUUUCUCACAGUCUUGAAAAUCCUCAACACAUCACUUAGUAUCUGUCUUUAUGUUGAUAUUACUGUCUUCGUCUAUUAUUCCAAGAGCACCGACAGCAACGACGAUCAAAAUAUUUGCUACAAUAUCCUUCCUGUAGGCUGGGCCACGACUCACAUGAAUCACUUGUUUAUUGUUGGUACAGUAUCAGAGGAAAUUAACUUUUGAGUCAUGAGUACACCUGCUAAGAAUGGGGGAAGAAGGAAGAUGGGAGAAUGAGUGCAGAAACACCUGAAAUAUUGAGAAGUAAAACUUUGAAGGGAUGGAGAUAUGGUAAAGUGAGCUUGUAACUGAUAGUGUGCAGGGUGAGUGUGGGUAUGAAUGUAUGUAUGUAUGUUGGUCUUAGUGUGGGUCCUUGCUAAGGGAUUUUGUUGUGGCAUUGAAGAGAGUAAAAGGAUUCAUGUGUGAGUCUCCUUAUUAUGUAAUUUAUAUACUGUAGUAUAUUAAUUUAUUAUCUUAUUUACGUAAUUAUUUUAUUCUUUUUUGAGGGGGUAAAUUUUCAAGUAAGUUGGGUAUAUACAUUUCAUUGUUACUAAUAAAAGCAUAUUGUAUUACAGUAUAAUACCUGUAAUUUGCAAUAUUAUAAAUAAUUUUAUUUUGCUUCAAGGGCCAGUGUGAGCUCAUUCAAAGGCCAAUCAGUGGCAAAGAAAAGGAUAAAAGUAAAAGUAAUAAUAAUUUAUUCUACAUUAGACUCGAACUAACUUGAGAUUUUGUUGAUUUUUGGCUGUAAUAAAAAUUCAAAAGACUCUUCAUUUUGACUGGGAGGUGUAGUGUGUAAAGAUUCAUAACAUAUUCUUUAGCCAUCUUCAAAACACUUGUUAAAAGACAGAGUGAUGUAUAGAUGACAUGUGUAUUACCAAAUCUCUUUUCUGGCUAAAGUUUCUGCCUAUUGUUUCUUCCCUGUAUGUAUGUGUGUACCAGUGUGCCUAUGUAUGAAUGCCUACCUGUUUACAUGUGUAUCAACCCCUUCAUGUAUACUUGCUGGUAUGUAUACAUUUCCCUGAAUUUGUGAAUCGUCUUGAGUGUGAGUGUUUGUGUGUGAGUGCUUCUGUUCGAGUGUUUGCAUAUGACUGUAUUUUAGAUUGGAAGUUUCACUUUUGAUGCUGGAGUAAGAUAAUGUAUUAUCACUGUUCAGGGAUGCUCAUAAAAAAUAUAGUUCUUCUCUGAGGUGAUAGUGUGUAUUAUAAUGUGUGUCUUGACGUUUUUCUAGGAGUAACAGCUUCUUAUUUACACACACACACACACACGAGGAAAGUUAAUGGCAUUUCUCUGAUAACUAACCCCAAAAGUUUUGCCUGAUCUUAUGGAAUGAUAUUCAGGUGUUAUGCUUCUGAAAUACAUGAACGAUAUUGACAAAAAUUAAAGUAUUAAAGUGAUAAAUAAUAAA